Aphidius gifuensis is the source of this 814-nucleotide messenger RNA. RefSeq names its product 60S ribosomal protein L13-like. Gene Ontology annotation, cellular component: cytosolic large ribosomal subunit; ribosome. The transcript has 4 exons. The record is from RefSeq and is a predicted model, not a curated record. Gene Ontology annotation, molecular function: RNA binding; structural constituent of ribosome. Gene Ontology annotation, biological process: translation. Bases 85 to 750 code for a protein of 221 amino acids. NCBI's taxonomy places the organism in Eukaryota, Metazoa, Arthropoda, Insecta, Hymenoptera, Braconidae.
CAGCCUCGUGUUCAGCUUAAGGCUUUUUUUUUAUCUCUUUUUCUUUUCUUGUCACGUACUCCCAUUAAAUAAAGCUGCCUCAAAAUGGGUAAAGGUAAUAACAUGAUCCCGAAUGGCCAUUUCCACAAGGAUUGGCAAAGAUUCGUCAAGACAUGGUUCAACCAACCAGCUCGUAAAUUCAGACGUAGACAAAAUCGUAUCAAGAAAGCACGUUCAGUUGCUCCAAGACCAGUAAAUCUAUUGAGACCAGUUGUACAUUGUCCAUCAUUCCGUUAUCACACCAAGCUUCGUGCUGGUCGUGGUUUUACUCUUGAUGAAUUAAAAGCUGCUGGAAUAAACAAAAAUUUUGCCAAAACAAUUGGUAUUUCUGUUGAUUCAAGACGUCGCAACAAAUCUGUUGAAGCACUUCAAACAAAUGCACAACGUCUCAAGGAAUACAGAUCUAAACUCAUUCUUUUCCCCAUCAAUGCCAAAAAGCCAAAGAAGGGUGAUUCAACUGAAGAAGAAUGCAAAGUUGCCAGUCAACUUAAAGGUGACGUAAUGCCAAUUCGUCGUAGUGCUCCAGCUAAAUCAAAGGCACGUCCAAUUACUGAAGAAGAGAAGAAAUUCUCAGCUUAUGUUGCACUUCGUCAAGCAAGAGCUGAUGCUAGACUUGUUGGUGUCAGAGCUAAACGUGUCAAGGAUGCAGCUGAAAAUCCUGAUGAUGUCACUAAAGCACCAGCUGGUAAAGAAAAGAAAGCCAAAAAGUAAAACAAUCGUCAAACUUUAUGUCAAUCUUAUUUUUACCAAUAAAAAAAAUUAAAAACAAAAACAA